AUGACCAGGGAGACGGCCAUGGUGUUGAGAUCACAGGAUGAGGACUGUCGAGGAGCAUGUGACGAGGCGAAGGCAAGCAGAAGCAGCCAGCACGGUCGCCGAGAGCCUCCCGGCCGGCUGCGUUACACUGACCUGCUUCAGCUCGUUCGUGAAGUACACGUAGGUCACGGCCACGCACAGAGCCUGCAGCAGCACGGUGAAGAUGAGGACGAGCACGCAGAUUUGGCCCGGAGGCCACCUGGAAAGAAAAGCACUGCUGUCUGGCUAACCUGGGUCAUUGCAGUGGCAGGGAAUCUGACCGACUGCUGGAUCUGCCAUCUGACCUCUUGCUGCCUUUCCCCUCUUUGCCAAGUCCAGAUGGCCACUCAAGGAGCUGAUUUCCUCAGCCUCACAUUUAUACUAACAUCAGGAAGUGUCUGUGACAAGGAUAAUGCACAGCCGCUUGUUGUGCACCCUUCUUCCCCACACCCCUGGGCAACUUGUUGGGAUGCAACAACUCCUGAUAUAUGGAAACUGAUGUGUCAAUAUGUUUCCAUUCUGCAGCCCCAGUGGCAGACUUUAGGUCUAACGGAAUGGCCUGACCAUACCUUGAAUGUAAAACCAGAAACAAGAAGUUCUAGCUGCUUGUCAGAGUGGAAACUCUGCAAACAGGAAUUAGGACAAAAUAAAAGCAUUUUUCCAGACCAACAAAAAUGGAGAGAAUUUUCCACUAGUAAAACCUUGUUAAAUAAUUCUGAAGGAUACACUUUAGAUGGAUGAAAGGUGAUCCCAGAUGGGAGUCUGAGAUGCAAGAAGAAAUGAAGAGUAAAUAAAGUGAGAAAAAAUGAGAGAAGUCUCAUUCAAGCAUUUGAAGGGUCUAAAAGGAGAAGUGAUGAUUUCAGCGU
Choloepus didactylus (southern two-toed sloth) is the source of this 884-nucleotide messenger RNA. RefSeq lists its product as uncharacterized. The record is from RefSeq and is a predicted model, not a curated record. The transcript has 6 exons. The coding region runs from base 1 to 759 and encodes 252 amino acids. Lineage: Eukaryota; Metazoa; Chordata; Mammalia; Pilosa; Megalonychidae.